AUGUCGGCGGUGACGGGCCCCGCUCGGGUGUUUGUGCUCCGUCACGGCCGCAGCAAGGCGAACGAGGCCGGCUUGAUCGUCUCUCGCUUCGAGAACGGCGUCAAACCCGAGUACGGGCUGGCGCCUCUGGGCGAGCGCCAGGCAGCUGCAGCGGGCGUCAGCCUUCGCGCGCAGCUCGAUGAGGCGGGUUUGAGCGACCGGGAGGUCAAGUUCUUGGCGUCGCCAUUCCGCAGAACACUGCAGACGGCCCAGAUCUGCGCCGAGAACGCGGGCGUACCGGUCGAUGCAAUUCAGGAGGAGCCGCUCCUGCGCGAGAGGGGCUUCGGCAAGUACGAGCUCACGUCGCACGACGCGUACGAGAUCGUGUGGGAGAUCGACCAGCGGGACCCUACGCAGCCCGUCGAGGGCGAGGGGGGGGAGAGCGUGAUGGACGUGGCCGGGCGCGUGAGCCAAGUCCUGGACCGUGUCAAGGCCGCGUACGACGGGAAGGUCGUCGUGCUGGUGAGCCACGGCGACGUCUGCCAGAUCACGUGCUCCGUGGCGAGGAACACCAAGCCUGAAGAGCACCGCUCGGACCACGCCAUCGAGACGGGCGAAUUGCGGCAGAUCAUGCCGUAG
Messenger RNA from Pedinophyceae sp. YPF-701, 618 nucleotides. The record is from the annotation of a GenBank genome assembly. Lineage: Eukaryota; Viridiplantae; Chlorophyta; Pedinophyceae.